Molecule: messenger RNA, 913 nt
Organism: Linum trigynum
Lineage: Eukaryota; Viridiplantae; Streptophyta; Magnoliopsida; Malpighiales; Linaceae
Source: the annotation of a GenBank genome assembly
ACAACUAUGUUUAAUAACAAAAUAAAAUAGCGAAAUUAAUGAAUUAAAAGUUACAAAUACACCAAAAUAAUAAAAAAAUGGAAUAAAUGUAAAUAACUCAGGCACGUUCGUACUCGCCGCUAGAAGUGCCGGAGAUGGGUUUUCAACCCUUCCAGGCGGUUGGAAACUAAAAAAAAAAACUCUCUGCUCGGCAAGUGCGAGGCGAGACAGAAGAUGAAGGUCGAGCCGAGGAGAAAGGAGAAGUUUGAGUCUGCCUUCGCUCAUCGUCGGCACCGAAGAAGAAGUUCGCUCGUCGUAGCCGCCAACCUCUACUUCUGUUCUCUGCCCAGCCGUCCUCUGUUUCCGACGUCGCUCAUCUUCGUUGCCGCCCGAUUUACCAUGGGAACGGACAUGCUGCGAGGGUUGAGGUUGGUGGCGGCUUCCGGAGAGAAGAAUCCACAUCGACAGCGGCGGGGUUGAGGUUGGCGGUGUCUGGGCAGGGUAACGGAUUGUUUGAUUAGGGUUUUGGUUAGAGAUUGGGGUUAGAGGGUAAGAUUGUCAAUUUGAUGCAUUUUAGGGCAACAAAAAUGGAAUUUUAGAGCGACGAAUAACAAUUCAGUUAAAUAUUCAUCCCGGUCUUCACGUUCGAGUCCCCAACAUUAAUUUCGUACUGUUCCAAUCCAUCCAAAAACUCCUCAGGCAGAGUUUGUGGUGGAUGGAAGCCUACGAGUUGCAUGAAAUUUUGUGAAGGCAGCACAACCUACCAAUGGAACGCAACGCAAUCCCAUUGUGUGCCGGAGAAAAAUGGAACUCAAGAAGAAUGAAAUAGUGGUCACGAUUCAUUCCGGUAACCACUGUCCACAAUGAUUGACAAUGAUUGCCUCCCUGACCUAAAUCUUUCGUCUAUCGUGUCCCAUAAACGUGAAAUAUUUGC